Clonostachys rhizophaga is the source of this 1338-nucleotide messenger RNA. NCBI's taxonomy places the organism in Eukaryota, Fungi, Ascomycota, Sordariomycetes, Hypocreales, Bionectriaceae. The record is from the annotation of a GenBank genome assembly.
AUGGCUUCACGACCAAUGAGCUCUAAGCGCAUGAUUCGUUCCCCCGAGUACUCGGUCCGAGUUGGCCACAUCCAAGCCCAGACGCCUGCGUGGCCGUUAUCCGAUCGGAAUCAAAGCAACGAUGGUCUCUUGUUCUUUAUAUUGCCCGCAAUGGCAAAUUUACCAUUCCCAGUACGAAGGCUUGCUUGGCAAGACGAGCUACAAGGCAAUGGCGCCUUCGGGGCUCUUUGGCCAGACGCUUUUACGCACCUUGACACUCUGAGCAUAUCUCUUUCAAAGGCUUUCUUCUUCCCUCUGCCAACCACGGACACAUUGGCUGGUCUCACUGACUGCCUUGAAGCCUGCACCAAUGUCCGACAUCUCUCUCUAGGCAUAGAGAGCGACUGUGGGCCGAGGCCAGAGGUCAAAUUCUAUAAUAUCACUACCCGUCUCUUGCGGUUCUCCCCCGAAACCAAGCGGUCAAAUUGGAACAGACUGGUAUCCCUGAAUUUGACCUCUAUGAUCCUCGAGGACCACAUCCUUUUUUCCGUCGUUAGAGAAAAUGCGGAGACGCUGCUUUAUCUCUAUCUCCAAGAAUGCAACAUCACUCUCGGGAGGCUGAAGGAAUUGUCCAAAAUACCUGGCUUACACCUGCAAUCAGCUCAAAUACUCAGCGAGCACCCACAACAUCAAUGCCAUAGAAUACCUCAACAAAAGCUACUUGGAUUUCUUAAACAUCAAAGGAUCCCUGAGGGGGAAGUUGUUCAGAUGUGUAUCUACCGGGACGGAACCCUCGAGAUAGAUGCUCCUGGUAUCCCACAGUCCCCGUACUGCUACGAAACUUCUCCACAUCGUAUGUUUGACGACGAUUGCCCUGAAUUCUUCACGAAUACAUUAGUUAUGACGCUUCCAGUAGACUUGCUCGGAGGUACAUCUUUUGACGAUGAUGAGUUUGAGCCGGAAAGGCUCAACAACGCUGAUAUUGACGCCUCUGACCAAAGUGUAGCUGAGAGGAUCCGAAACGGCCCCAAAUGGCUCUUGAAUCGGUGCUGUGAUAAUAAUAUCGCAGGGAAAAUAUAUUUCACGCAAGUUCCGAACUCGCAUCCUGGCGGAUUUCCCACUGUCGUCUGGAGGUUCACAGACCGCAAUGGUGUAUCCUACUUUGGCAACGACCCCUGGGAAGGGUUCGAGGAUUGGGAUCCUAAUCAAGGCGAUGUGGAGGAGCCUCUGCCUUAUAGCGCCGAAAUGGACGAGGCCAUACAGGCGGCCAGUCUUGGGGCCCGCCAAGGCGUUAUAUUGUAUAAUCGGAACGACGCAUUUCAAGCGAAAGAAUUUAUUCAUAAUGAUUUUGAUUGUUGA